AUGUCAAAUGAACUAAGCAAAGAACUUGAAGAGAGCUUUCAAAAUAAACUGAUCAAUAUCGAUAAUGGCUGUGAUAAUAAAAACUUGGUAGUCAAAACAUUGGAGUCAAGUAUAAACGAUAUCGAUGAACUUUUGAAUGAAUUAAAAGAUAUUCAAGACACACUUAGUGACAAAGGAACUGAGUCAUUAGCUAAAAUAUGUCACGACAUGCAUAUUAAAAAUUCUCUUCUUGAUAUUAUUGAUGACAAAGUCAAAUGUGAAAAUUACGUCUUCUUGACUGUUCAUUUAAUUCACGUUCGAUCCAAAUUACAAGAAAAAACAAUUGAUUUUGAAGAACAAAACACAGAACAAUGGACUGAUAGUUUUUAUGAGCAAGCAGAUCAAACAAGCCAACGAAGUACAAGAAAUCGUUUUCGUCCUGAUGAGAGAGAUGAUGAGGAAGAUUAUGACUCUGGUGGACGUCAUGUUCCUGAUAUAGUCCUCAAUUCAAAUCCGGAGCCGGACCCUCUUCCAUCACCUCCGAAUCAGGUUCACAUAUUACCGCUUUUUGAAUUGAAUAUCGGACCUACUUCAAUAGCAUCAUUGAAAUCAGUGUUUGGAAGCGAUGAUCAGACGAAUAAUGCAACAACUUCUCCAGACAAAGUUGAAAUGUUUGAACUUACAAACCCAUGCAAUGUUCCAAAAUUUAAUAUAAAAUAGAAGAAUAUAGUAACAUUGGAUGGCAUUAGUGAAGACCAAACCCGAACUGUUACUUUAUGUUUUGGAUCGAAUGUGAAAGUUAUUCGAACACUUGGUUCGCUUCGAAUGCACGAUCUAUUGAGUAGUGAUACCCUUCGACAAUUCAGUUUAAUUGUUUCACCAGAAGAUUGUGUUUUCACACUUGGUGAUGCUGAUGAACAAGAAUUAUCUGAAGAAGAUAUGAAAAAAUUGGUCGAAGAGUUUCCUCAACCAAUACAGUGUCGAAUAUGGCUAAAAGUUCAUAUUCAUCAAUAUGAUAUUCAACGAGAUAUUGUCGUAAAAAUUAAAGAAGAUACUAUUACUGUGGAUCAAAUAUUGCACAUGCAAGAAAUACUCAAUGAAGAUUACAAAUAUUUAGCUUCUAGCGAUAGAAAUGCAGUUAUUGCUGAUGACCAAAAGUUUGUUGAUUUGAAUGAAACAAAAUUCAUUCUUCUCAAAGAAAAUGAAACAUGUUGUGUUUCAAUUGGUGAUUUAAAUAAAGCACAAGAAGAUGGUUAUUCUAAACGAUACGCAAAAUUCGCAACUAUUGCCGAUGUCUUGAAAGAUAGUAAUGUUGAUGCUGAUUGUCUUCUCUGUCUCAACGAUAUUGCUCCUUCAAAAGAAAUUAAAUUGGCUUUACUUCCACCACCAAUUCAAUUUCAAAUUAUCAAGGACGACUUACUAGCACUCGUUACUGUUACCAAUCCGGAGCAAGAAAAUUGUUCCAUUCAGUUCAAAUGUUCAAAAUCAAUUACUACAGGAAGGAUUAAAAUCUGA
This is a messenger RNA of Rotaria sp. Silwood1, 1494 nucleotides long. NCBI's taxonomy places the organism in Eukaryota, Metazoa, Rotifera, Eurotatoria, Philodinida, Philodinidae. The record is from the annotation of a GenBank genome assembly.